Messenger RNA from Closterium sp. NIES-67, 319 nucleotides. NCBI's taxonomy places the organism in Eukaryota, Viridiplantae, Streptophyta, Zygnematophyceae, Desmidiales, Closteriaceae. The record is from the annotation of a GenBank genome assembly.
GGAUGUCUGAUUCAAAGGAGGCAGAUGACGUACGGAGGGAAGAGGGGGAGGAGGAGGAGGAGAAUGGGGAGGAGGAGGAGGAGGAGGAGGAGGAGGAGGAGGAGGAGGAGGAGGAGGAGGAGGAGGAGGAGGAGGAGGAGGGGGAGGGGGAGGAGGAGGAGGAGGAGGAGGAGGAGGAGGAGGAGGAGGAGGAGGAGGAGGAGAAGGAAGAAGCAGAGAGCACAUCAGCAGCAACAGCAGUAGCUUGGAGCAGGGUGCUGGCCCGGUUGGCAGAGGGCGCAACAGACUGAGAAGAUUCGCCAGAUUGGGCGGCCACAAC